GUAAAACAUGGCUAGUCGCGAGAGCAGGAAGCUGCCCAUGUGCUACAUAUGUGCUACUGAUGUUUUGUAGCGCAUGGAAGUCUUCACAGAAUAAGCGUGAAGUACUUUGCUGUGUGUAAUCAUGAUAACUCCAGCGUUUGAUCUGAGUCAAGAUGCUGAUUUCCUUACUGUGGUUAUUCGUGUACCGUACACCAGAACAUCUGAGUUUGACAUCUAUAUCCAGGGAGAAGAUUUGAAGUUUUAUGCCAAGCCCUACUUUCUCAGGUUGACUUUGCCUGGAAGAAUAGUAGAAGAUGGCCGGGAAAAGGCUUCAUUUGAUAUCAAUAAAGGCCUCUUCACGCUGCAUGUCCCUAAAGAGACGGCCGGACAGCACUUUGAGGGUUUAGAGAUGCUCACCAGUCUCCUGGCUCCUAAGGGAUCAAGGUCAGCCAAACCACUGGUGGAGGACACAGAGGCCUGUGGUGGAGGAUGUGAGGAGGAACAUGAAGAGGACGAGUUUGAUUGGCAGAUAGAACAGGAGGUUUACACUGAAACCCCAGCAGAGACGCUGAAAGAAUACCACAAGUAUGGCUUUGGAAAUCUUAGGUCUGGAGUCUUCACCAGACUGCAAGAGGAGCUGAAUGAGGUGACUGACGUGAAGGAUCCUGACAAUACUGCUCCUGAGCUCAGGAGACGCAAUCGAUUAGAUGCAGAGACUACAGUAUUUUGUGCUGACCAUUACUUGGUGAACUUGUAUGAGGACGAGGAAGAAAUCAGAAACCUACUGAAGUUUAAACCGUGGUGGAGAGAACUGAGCCCAGACCCUUCAGCGCACUCCGAAACCUCAAUAACUUUCACAGACGAAGAAAAAGAGCAGAUGAGGAAAUUCACAAACCGUUCGUACUUGCUGGAUAAGAAAGCACGCUUCCACGUCUGGCUCGGUUUGGUGGACAUCAUUCUCGCGUAUGUCUAUGAUGUGCGCACUACAGAGGGAGAGCACAAUGUAGAGUCGGCCUGGACCAUCAGGAAGCUCAGUGGUACUCUCAGUUGGCUGGAGACGUAUCACUCGCUGCAAGACGUGCUGGUGUCUUUCGGCAGGAGGACUUUGUGCUACCCGCUCUAUCGCCACUUCUCCCUGAUCACAAGAGCUGUGAAAGACGUUGCUUUCAUUUUUCAGGCUGGCAAGGCCUGCGUCCUGAAGUGUUUGCUGGCCAUCCAUAAGAUCUUCCGGGAGAACGAUCCGGCCUAUAUCCUCAAUGACCUCUACAUCACAGACUACUGCAUCUGGAUCCAGAGGGUCAAAUCCAAACAUGUGCUUGAGCUGGCCGAAUCCUUACAUAAAGCCAAACUGCAGAAGAACAAUUUAGACCUAGAGCUAGACAUACUCGAACAAGCUGCAGAACUUGCAGUGAAGGAGGAAGCAGACGAAGAAGACGACAGCGAUGAUGAGGAGGACUCUAGCAGUGAUGGUGACUCUGAGGAGGAGGAAGAAAGUGAGAGUGAGGAAGAGCAGCCUGAAGAAAAAACAGCAAACAACCAAACAGAACCCAGGCCUCUUGAACCUCAGAUCAGCUGUGGAAUUCUGAAGGAAGAUGCUUUGACUGAUGCUUCCCUCCUUCGUGUUGAGCUCCAGCGAGAGCCCAGACAGUUGAUUGAGGAGCUGGGAGAGAGGCUGGAGGCGGGGCUGACAAUUCAGGAGGAUGUGCCUCGGGAAAGACGCUCUAUUAGCGGCAGUAACACAGAGGGAGAGGGGGAGAGAAAGAGCGAGGGAGACUAUUACCAUCAGUGUCGAGCUGAAACGGAACGAGACGCCACGAAAGCAGCAACCAGUAGAGAGCUACUUAAUCCGUGCCUUCAGAGGAAUCCACUGCGUAUCAUAAGCACUGAUGAACUGGACAGUGACGAUGAUGGAGACCUACUUCUUACAGUGGGAAAAGAAGGACCUUAGUGGGAGUAUUAUUGCUUGGACAUUAGGAUUGCUUCACACUAAGACUAACGGAUGUAUCCUUAAAUCAGUCAAAGAACUUGUGCUUUUUCGUGGAUUUAUGUUGUAAAAAAUGACAGUUUUAUUUGUGGCAUUGUCGUACUUGCUUGUUUCGCAGUGCCAGUGCUAUUGAAAAUAUAUAAGACUUCAUUUCCAUUGUACAUUCAUGUCAUUCUGGGUAGUUUUAUAUUAAACAUUUAUUGCAUAUAAAAUUUUUC
This is a messenger RNA of Labeo rohita (rohu), 2181 nucleotides long. It is a transcript of the gene shq1, whose product is annotated as SHQ1, H/ACA ribonucleoprotein assembly factor. The record is from RefSeq and is a predicted model, not a curated record. NCBI's taxonomy places the organism in Eukaryota, Metazoa, Chordata, Actinopteri, Cypriniformes, Cyprinidae. Gene Ontology annotation, biological process: box H/ACA snoRNP assembly. Gene Ontology annotation, cellular component: cytoplasm; nucleoplasm. The transcript is spliced from 12 exons. Bases 122 to 1927 code for a protein of 601 amino acids.